This is a messenger RNA of Vespula vulgaris, 3677 nucleotides long. RefSeq names its product transient receptor potential channel pyrexia-like. The transcript is spliced from 9 exons. Gene Ontology annotation, cellular component: membrane. The record is from RefSeq and is a predicted model, not a curated record. Gene Ontology annotation, molecular function: protein binding; monoatomic ion channel activity. Bases 1159 to 3531 code for a protein of 790 amino acids. Gene Ontology annotation, biological process: monoatomic ion transport; transmembrane transport. NCBI's taxonomy places the organism in Eukaryota, Metazoa, Arthropoda, Insecta, Hymenoptera, Vespidae.
UCUUUAUGUUUAUAUUACGUACGUAUACAUAACGUUCGUUUGGAUGUACAUAUACGUUCAUAGAAUUUCUUCUACGUGUACGAUCACACGUUCAUAAAUAUUUACAUAUUCGUAUACAUACGUACGCGUACACACAUAUGUAUAUAUAUCUACGCAAAUAAAACGAACCAUUGGAAGCUUCGUUCAAGGGAUACCCAUGUAGUACGUAUUGACGUAAUCAUACACGUAUUCGGCCGAUAACGGUCACGUUUAACGCCACCUUCAUCAUAGACACUCGUGUUACUUUCCUGUUUCGAAGCAUGUCCGCGGAAGAAAACGUUAUCCGUUAUCCGUAUCUGUUGACGGAUUCGAUAUCAAUACUACCAGCAUACCAAAUAGUCCAACUUCGGAAACGAUACGCUAUGUAGCGCUGAUCGUUCGAUUAUUAGUAUCGUAUAUCUUUUAUGUUCGGUUAUGGAUGAUAAACGUUUCAAGGUUAAGCUAAAACGCGGAUAUGUAGAUAUGUGACAAUGUAGAAAACGAUAAAGACCAUUUACCGUCUUCCUAAAAUCGUUAUUUUACGUCGAAGAGGAAAAAAAAAUUGAAAAUAACGAGCUUAUAACUCUUGACUUUUCCCUAUUGAUAAUCCAACCUUCUCCUUCUCCUUAAGGAUCAUAAAUCCUUAAGAAAAAAGAACUAGAGCUAAAGAAAAGCAAUUCGAUAAAAGAUAAUGAGAUUUUGCGUUGGGAGUUCUGUCGGAGUAGUUGCUAAUGAGGGACGAUGUAAACACGAUGUUGUUAACGAGAGGAAGUAUAAAUUAAUUGCCCUGAUAAAAUAAUCAAUCGAUCGUUAAUCACGACAGAUACGGCGAAAUUGAAUCAACUUUCUUUAAAAGUCCAUGGAUAUAACCCACAUCCUCCGCGAAACCACAUCCUCUUGAUUACGAGUAAAACGUUUCGCGAUUGACUCGAUUCAGGUCGUCUUGAUAUAAACAGUUCCUUUUGUGUAUCCGAGACGUAUACUGUACGCGUCGAUACGCAGACGAAUACAAUUUAUAUAAUUAAAAAAAAAAAAAAAGGAAAAAGAAAAAAGGAAAGAAAAAAGGUCGUGAUUUUUCUGAUUAGCACAACGUACUUGAUUAUUUAAUUAUUUAAAUUUAAUUUAUCUAAAAAAAAAAAAAUGGAGGACAACAAGAAUCGAGUGAAACUAAUGUUAGCGAUAGAGAAUGAUGAAAUCGAUGAAGCGUUGAAAAUCUUGGAUGAGGACGACAGUAACGAACUCCUUCAACCACUCGGAUUACUCGGCAUCACCGUUGUACAUUUGGCCGCAUGGAAGGGUCAUUUGGAUUUGUUGAAACGAUUUUUAGAGAGAGGUGCCAACAUCAAAUCUCUCGACAAAAUUGGUAGGAGCGCUCUGUUUUAUGCCGCACACGCCGGUCAUCUCGAGGUAACUCAGUGGCUGCUAAAAAAUAAAAGUUCCACGGAAACUAGGAUCGGUAUCGAUUCCUGUCGCAGGCAUGGCUUGAAAAUCCAAGAAACUAGCAAAGUUGAUUGUCGAGUUGGUCAAGACCUGCCGGUACCAGAAUGUUGCGGUAGAACUCCUUUGCACCAGGCAGCAAAGAAUAAUCAUUCCGACGUGGUGAAAACUUUGGUGGAGGCUGGUGCGAACGUUAACGCACAGGACGAGCGAGGUAUUACGGCAUUGCUACUGGCAGGAUGUAAUGUGAAUUCCAACGACGUUAUCGAGAUGUCGAAGUUCGUUGAAAUUAUCGACGUUCUCGUUUCUGCGAAGGCUUCGACGAAUGUCAUACACUCGGGCACAGGUUUAACGGCAUUGCACCUUGCAACAGCAUUGGGAAGUCCUAGGGCGGUAAGAAGGUUGCUCGAAGGUGACGCAUGGCCCCUUUUUCAAUGCGCCGACACGAAAAGCACACCUCUUCAUAUUGCGGCAGACGCCGGAAACCUGGAAACUCUACUCGUUCUACUUAAAAAGAUACGUAGAGAUCACGUCGACAUACGCGACAAGAUCGGUCAGACAGCCCUUCACCUAGCUUGUUAUCAAGGUCAUCGUGAAUGCGCCCGAGUUUUGAUCGACCACGGUGGCUAUCUAUCGGCUGAAACGAAAAGCGGUGUCACCGUUAUUGACGUCGUGUUUGCUCACAUACCAGGUCCAAUAUCGUUUUUAACGGAUAUCAUGGAUACUCGUGUUCGAUUUAUCAAUCAUCAAAAUAUUGGCGAAGAUGCUCAUAUUUCCAUCGACUUUAGCAUUUUGGCGCCGCACAGUGAGUUACAAACAAACGUUAUCAUAGCUCUUAUAGCAGCUGCCUCGAACGUCGAACAAUUGGGAAUUUUACAACAUCCAUUGAUCGAAUCGUUUCUUCAUUUGAAAUGGGCGAAAUUGCGUGUCUUUUUUUUCCUUCUGGUAUUCCUUUACGUAUCUUUCGUUCUCUCUCUCUCAACAUUCGCCAUAACUCUUCUUCGACAAGGUAACUGUCACGUACCGCAAAUCGUACUUAGUAUAUGUUCGACCAUGUUGCUACUUUAUAACACUGCCCAGGUUAUGAUGUUACCAAGACAUUACAUAAGACAAUUCGAAACAUGGCUCUCCUUCAUUAGCGCCGCUUUAUCGUUCAUGGUCUGCAUGAUCGUCGACAAUAUACGUUUCGUCGUGAUCACGUCAAACGGUAUACGCACACCCGAGUUGGUAUUACAUUCCAUCAGUAUCGCAAUUUUGUUGGGUUGGAUACAAAUGAUGCUGCUUAUAGGACGUUUUCCAACUUGGGGAUAUUACGCGCUUAUGUUUUCAACAGUCUUAUCGAAUAUAUUGAAGGUACUCCUAGCGUUCGUUUGUAUGAUUUUUGGAUUCGCUUUGAGUUUCACUGUUUUAUUCCAUAAUAACGAACAGUUCCACGAUUGUUGGAAAGCCAUAGUGAAGACCGUGGUAAUGAUGAUGGGCGAAUACGAUUACGAGAAUCUUUUUCCAAGCGAUACCAAGGGCGAUAAGUCUUUUCUAACGGUCACCAGUCGGGUCAUCUUUCUUGGCUUUAUAAUACUCGCAAGUAUGGUUCUAAUGAACCUGAUGAUCGGCCUCGCGGUCAACGACAUUCAAGGCCUACAGAAAGAGGGCCACAUUCGUCGAUUGCUCAAACAGGCAGAAUUCGUGGCACAUUUGGAGAAACUAACUUCUCAUCAAAUUUUCAAAAGCAACUGGUUACAUCCUUGGUUUAGGACUAUCGUCAAUUCGCGGCGCGUAGUUACGACGAAAAUGUUGCUGCACUGUCGCGACAAUAAUCUUUACGAAUCCUUUCGUGGAAUAUCCAUCGAAUUGAUGGAAUCGUUGUUUCUCUUGGCCUCGAGGAAUAAUCAGCAAAAUGAACGCAAUCGUGUCGGUUUUAAAUCAAGUCGUAUCGACACGAACGCGAUGUCUUUAUUGAUCAACUUGCAAGAACAGAUUCAACAAUUACAGAAACUUUAUUGUCCAUCUAUUCCCGACAGACGUUCGAAAUUAUUUGGUAAACGAUUAAUUCGUAGAAGAUUAAGCUGGGACGUUUAAUACGAUGUAAAGAAGAAAAACAAAAAGACAACGAGAAACGGAAAAAAAAUAUUUUUUGUACAUUAUAUCUUUCGUAAGAAACACUUUGUCAAUGUAGUAUGUAAGUAAUAUAAAAACAUAUCUUCUAUUGAAUAAUAAAAUGUUUA